UCCUUUUAUAAAACAACAAAAAUUAAAUUAAUUAAAAAAAAAAGCUUAGAGAAGAGUUGAUUGCGAGGCUUCAACGACUGCAGAACAAAUUGGCAGAUACAAAAUCUUCAAUCUCUCAUCUCCUUUAGCUUCUUCUCACGUAUCUUCUCCUUCAAUCAGUUUCGAUUGACUUCAUAUCGGAAAAACCUCUUCUUCUAUGUUGGAUUGUGUUCUUCAGUGACGUGUGGGGUUUGGAGAAUUAGCCUCGAAACGUUUUAAAAUUAGGGUUUGAAUCGUAAAAAUCGGAGCUUGGGGCUGUGACUGUGAUAUGAAGAAGCGUCAACAUUUGGGGGUUUUGAGAUUAGGGCUUGAAUUGCAGAUCAUCAUCUGGUUAUCGAUUUGGGUGGCGUUUCCGCAGCAAGCGGCGGGGCUUAGACCCAUCAGAGAGAAAGCUCGAACCUGGAGCGACGAGUGGCUCUUUGGUAGAAAACAAGUAUCUGAAGCAGGACGAUUUUCCGCAUGGAACAUAACAGGAACAUAUAGAGGAAAUUGGAAGUUUCUGGAUUCCUUAAAUAACUCUUCCAAGUUUCAAGACUUCCAGAAAUCAAAUGGUAAUUCUGUGGUUGAGUUAGUGGCUGUUCCAACUAAGAUAACCGGUGUGCAUUAUGUUCAGGGUGUAGUUGUUUUCCAUGACGUAUUUGACAAUGAACAAAAUUUGGGUGGUGCCCAAAUAAGUCUGGAAGGUGUAUAUAUAUGGCCCUUUAGACAACUCCGCCUCGUGGCUAACAGUGGCAAGGAGAGUGAUUCAGGGCAAGAUGAGAAUAAUCUUCUCUCAAAUCCCUAUCAUCUGCUCGGAAUCUUUUCCUCUCAAGUGUUUCAAGAAUCUACAAGAGACAGAAUACUGCAACGGAAGAUUUCGCCAAGAAAUGAGAUGGAUAAGCACUGUAACAUCGAAUUAGCAGCUCAGAUAUCCCGUGUGGCUUCUAGUGACAACAAUGGAGACAAAAGUUAUUAUCACAUGGACGGCUUGAUGGAAAGUCCAGGGGUAGGCGAUGACGGAGAUUGUUUCUCGCCUAUGCUCCUGAAUGCGACUUCUUUGAAUGUUGAAGUCUACUAUAACAAAGCUGUGAACUAUACACUGAUGGUCACUUUUGUCUCUUUCCUCCAGGUUCUUUUGUUGAUCCGGCAAAUGGAGCACGGUAACACACAAUCUGGUGCUGCCAAGGUAUCCAUUGUAAUGAUCGGACAUCAAGCAAUCAUGGAUGCUUACUUAUGCCUUUUGCAUCUCACUGCUGGGAUAUUAGUUG
Messenger RNA from Raphanus sativus (radish), 1286 nucleotides. Its product is annotated as transmembrane E3 ubiquitin-protein ligase FLY1. The record is from RefSeq and is a predicted model, not a curated record. NCBI's taxonomy places the organism in Eukaryota, Viridiplantae, Streptophyta, Magnoliopsida, Brassicales, Brassicaceae.